UCAGAAUUCUUCUCUCUACUUCGACUUCACUAUCCAUUUAAUCGGCACGAGCAUUUCUUUGUCCAGUUGUUAUUCAUAACGAGCAAUGAAGAUUACACUCAAGACGCUGCAGCAGAAGGCAAUCCAAAUCGAUGUCGAGGAGGCAGACACGAUUCUCGACGUCAAGAACAAGGUCGAGGCAGAGCAUGGCUUCCCAGCCUCCACGCAGAAGCUCAUUUUCGCCGGUAAAAUUCUGACGGACACGCAGACGGUCGGCGAGAUUAAGAUUACCGAGAAGGACUUUAUGGUGAUGAUGACGGUCAAGCCCAAGCCGGGUACCAAGCCCAAGGCUGCAGAGCCAGCGCCGCAGUCGGGUACCAGCACACCGGCACCGGCAGCCCAGCAGCAGCAGCCUCCGGCGGCCCCUAUCGCACAGCGGACAGCCACACCCAGCGGUGUGCCACAGACCCCAUCCCCGGCUUCACGCACAGCUCCUGUGGCUGCCGCUCCAGAGACACCAGCUGGCGACAGCGCACAGCAGCACCCAGUGGGCAUGGGCGGCUCGUUUUUGAGCGGCGAGCAGUACGAGACGGCUAUUGCGAACAUGGUCGAGAUGGGCUACCCGCGUGAGCAGUGUGUAACAGCUAUGCGGGCCAGCUUCAACAACCCGGAUCGCGCGGUCGAGUAUCUGCUGAUGGGCAUUCCAGAGGCUGCACUUCAGAUGGCUGAUGCUCAGGAUGCCCGGCGUGCGGAGGCCGCUGCUGCGGGUGCUGCACCGAGCGGCGAUGCUGCUCCGGCUAGCGAGGAGUCGGCGCAAGAGGCACAGCCCGCAGCAGCCCCUACCUCGAACUCUGCCCGGGCUGCCAACCUGUUCGAGCAGGCAGCGGCGACAAGGACAGCACAGGGCCAGUUCCAGCAUGGCGCCGGCGGGGCCAGUGAGUUGGCUGCCCUGCGCAACACGCCGCAGUUCCGGCAGCUCCAGCAGAUCGUGGCCGAGAACCCGCAGAUGCUGCAGCCGGUUCUGCAGGAGCUGGCGCAGCAGCAGCCGCAGCUUGUCCAGCUGAUUGCCAACCACGAGGAGGAGUUCCUGCAGAUGCUGCUGGAGGGCCUUUCCCAGGAGCAGGUCAUGGCUGCGGUCCAUGCUGGCGGUCUGGCUGUCGAAGGCGGUGAGGGCAUGGACGAGGGGGACGACCAGCAGCAGUACAUCCGGAUCACGCCUGAGGAGAAGGCGGCCAUUGACCGCCUGGUCGCACUCGGCUUCCCGCGCGAGCUGGCCAUCCAGGCAUACUUUGCCUGCGACAAGAACGAGGAACUGGCAGCCAACUUUUUGUUUGACCACGGCCAUGAGGAUAUGGACUAAUUUUUAUACCUUGAGGCUUCAGUUUAAAACCUUCUACGGCAACCACACAUGCCAAUGGAGUCUGAGGCAGCAUCUCUUGUUCAGCACAUUCAAUCUAUUAUUUAAACGGUAUCUACUCAUCUCAAGUGUGUAGGCAUCAGGGGCCAGCUGCUGCUACAGGGGUCGGCGAUGGUGCAUCUAGCACAGCGUGAGGAACAUCAUAGCAUGUGCAUAUAGAUUCUGAGGGCAGGUGCGUCAGCCAUCUCGUCAAGGGCUUCAUAGAACAGCCGGGAUAGAGGAAGAACAAGUCGAGCACUGGUGUUUCCGCGAGCCUCCCGCAUUGCGGGGUGUAUUUUGCCACCAACGCGUACCUGCG
Messenger RNA from Linderina pennispora, 1694 nucleotides. Its product is annotated as UV excision repair protein Rad23. Gene Ontology annotation, cellular component: cytosol; nucleoplasm. Gene Ontology annotation, biological process: nucleotide-excision repair; proteasome-mediated ubiquitin-dependent protein catabolic process. Gene Ontology annotation, molecular function: polyubiquitin modification-dependent protein binding; damaged DNA binding; proteasome binding. The record is from RefSeq and is a predicted model, not a curated record. Lineage: Eukaryota; Fungi; Kickxellomycota; Kickxellomycetes; Kickxellales; Kickxellaceae. The coding region runs from base 86 to 1339 and encodes 417 amino acids. The transcript has a single exon.